Molecule: messenger RNA, 877 nt
Organism: Cololabis saira (Pacific saury)
Lineage: Eukaryota; Metazoa; Chordata; Actinopteri; Beloniformes; Belonidae
Product: endothelial differentiation-related factor 1 homolog
Exons: 1
Coding region: 137-586 (149 amino acids)
Cellular component (GO): nucleus
Molecular function (GO): DNA binding
Source: RefSeq, a predicted model, not a curated record
ACGUGGGUGAUAUUUCUGGAAGGAGCCGUUGCAUUGCUUGACGACCACGAGGCAGAAAUAACCACAAAUCUACACUCAACUUCACGGAAAUCUUCCUAACCUUUUUCCUAAAGAGAAAACAACAAAAGCAGAGAGUAUGGCAGACAGCGACUGGAACACGGCGGCCACUGUUUUGAGGAAGAAAGGCCCCACAGCUGCUCAGGCCAAAUCCAAGCAGGCGAUCGCUUCUGCUCAAAGACGCGGGGAGGACGUGGAGACGACCAAGAAAUGGGCAGCUGGACAGAACAAGCAACACCUUGUGACGAAAAACACAGCCAAGCUGGACAGAGAGACGGAGGAGCUGCACCACCAGCGGGUCCCGCUGGAGGUGGGGAAGGUCAUCCAGCAGGGCAGGCAGGCCAAAGGGCUGACCCAGAAAGACCUGGCCACUAAAGUUAACGAGAAGCCUCAAGUUAUUGCCGACUACGAGUGCGGCAAGGCAAUACCCAACAACGUAGUCAUGGGCAAGAUUGAAAGAGCAAUUGGCAUGAAGUUGCGUGGGAAGGACAUCGGCCUACCUCUCGAGCUGAAAUCCACGGGGAAAUGAAAGCAAAGCCUCGAAAUCAGCCCCCCCCUCGACCAUCCCCUGGGCUGAUCUCACCUGUGUCCUGCCUGAGGACCAGGUGCUCCACUGCAUCACAGGCUGCGUACUAACGACUCAUCUGAAACACUCUUGACCACAUGAGCAUAUUGAAUCCAUUUGUUUGCAUCGUAACGCUGAAGUUCAGCUAAUUGUUUUACCUACAUCUCUCUCGACUUCAGCAUGAUAAAAAGAAAAUGUUUUCCAAGUGAUGGGGAUUGUUCAAAAGGUGAAUUUGUCUUAAUAAAUUUGAGUAUC